UUAUUUACGGCAGCCGUAAGAUGUUUCUGUUGCUUUGAACGCCGAUCAAGAACAGCAAAGUGACGAUAACAGAAAAACAGAAAUCCACUAAAGAGUGACAAUACGGCCAGAACAGCAGCGUUUAUACCUUAAUUACUCGCCGCACGUUGAUAAGCCGUGUUCCCUGCUGCUCUUUUGAAAUCGGAGGUUGAUAUUUUAGGGGUAUUUUACAUGAGUCGUUAGCUUCUCCCUGCAAUGGCCUCCGACAGCAACAUGGACAGAGAAAUGAUCCUGGCCGACUUUCAGGCAUGUACCGGUAUCGACAAUAUUGCAGAGGCGAUCACACUUCUAGAACUGAACAAUUGGGACUUGGUGGCAGCCAUCAAUGGAGUGAUACCACAAGAAAAUGGGAUCAUACAAAGUAAUUUCAUCAGUGAAGCAUCUCAAACUGGCCCCUACGGGCCACACAGUGAAUCAGAAGCCACAGCACCGACGCCUUCAGCCCCACUUUCCUCAGCAUCAGCAUCAUCAUCUUCCUCACCCCCAUCCUCCUCCAGCCCUGCCUUAUGCCCCGUCCUGCCCUCUCGGCACAUCGUGGAACGGCAGCCGCGGAUGCUCAACUUCCACGUUGAGUACAGGCAGCGCUCCGUUGAAGUGGUGCUGGAGGAAGGCAGCACUGUCGGUGAAAUUAAACAGGUUUUAGAGACUGAGCUACAGGUGCCUGUGUCUAAAAUGCAGUUAAAAGGCUGGAAGAGUGGAGAUGUGUCUGACAGUACGGUUCUUAGGAGUUUACACCUGCCCAAGAACAACAGCCUGUUUGUGCUCACACCUGAUAUUGUGCCUUCAGGCAGCCCCAGCCAGAGCAGCAGCAGCCAGCAAGGGUCGUCAAAUCAGAACUACCUGCUUGUCAUUAGCCACCGCGAAGCACAGAAAGAUUACAGCCUCAACUUCCCUGCCAGCAAAACCAUCCAGGAGGUGAAGAGGAACGUUUCAGACCUGACAAAUAUCCCUGUACGUCAUCAACAGUGGGAUGGCUGGCCUGCCUCCGCUUCUGAUGACUUGAUGACUCUGGCCGUCAGUGGAAUCAGUUACCCCUGCCAUCAUCUGAGUGUGUGUAGAAGAUCUUCCCCAGCUCUCACACUGGACCAAACAGACGAGUGUACAGAUGUCCACAUGGUCAGUGACAGUGAAGGGGAUGAUUUCGAGGAUGCACCUGAAUUUGGUGUAGAUGAAUCUGAGAUCUUUGGCAUGGGAAGCACGACCUGUCGAAAGUCUCCAAUGAUGCCAGAAAACAGUGAAAAUGAGGGUGAUGCCUUAAUGCACUUUACUGCUGAAUUUUCUAGAAGAUAUGGUGAGUGCCAUCCUGUGUUCUACAUUGGUUCCUUGGAAGCGGCGGCUCAAGAGGCCUUUUACGGCAAAGCCAGAGACAGAAAACUGCUGGCCAUCUACCUCCAUAAUGAUGAGAGUGUCCUCAGUAAUGUGUUCUGCUCCCAGAUGAUGUGUGCAGACUCCAUAGUGUCAUAUCUCAGCCAAAACUUCAUCACAUGGGCCUGGGACGUUACCAAAGAAGCUAAUAAAGCCAGACUACUCACAAUGUGCACAAGGCACUUUGGCAGCGUUGUAGCACAGACCAUUCGGACAUACAAGACUGACCAGUUCCCAUUACUCUUAAUUGUCAUGGGCAAACGGACAUCAAAUGAAGUUUUAAAUGUCAUUGAAGGCAACACAACAGUGGAUGAGCUCAUGAUGAGACUCAUGGGGGCCAUGGAGAUCUUCACCGCACAGCAGCAAGAAGACAUCAAAGAUGAGGAUGAGCGUGAAGCCAGAGAAAUGGUCAAGAGGGAACAGGAUGAAGCUUAUCGUUUGUCUCUGGAGGCUGAUCGUAAAAAGAGAGAAGCGCAGGAGCGAGAGGAGGCGGAACAAGUGCGUCAGGAGCGAAUCAGGAAAGAGCAGGAGGAGGAACGAGAGGCUAUCCGUCUCUCAUUGGCGCAGACCCUGCCACCAGAGCCCAAGGAGGAGGAUGAAGAGCCAAUCAGCAAGCUGCGUAUCCGGACACCUAGUGGUGAGUUUUUGGAAAGGCGGUUCCUGGGCAGCUGUAAACUCCAGGUCCUGUUCGAUUUUGUCGCCUCUAAGGGCUACCCAUCUGACGAGUUCAAGCUACUCACCACCUUUCCACGCAGAAAUAUAACGCAGUUAGACCCAGCAUGGAAUCUGGUGGAGGCCAAACUCUUUCCUCAGGAGACCCUUUUCCUGGAGGCCAAAGAGUAGAACCCAUCCGAGACAAGCGAGAAGAAGAAUACGCAAAGAACUUUUAGCAUGAUAUCCACAGCGACCAGACACACCCACACACUAUCACACACGAUGCGUUGUAUAUGAAUGCUAAGUGUACAUUUUAUGCACACUGAGGCCUUCACUAGCACACCGGAUAAACACUCACUCACAUAACUGCAGUGUAAUGUUUUUUCUCUACCCAAACGUAAAAUAACCGAAAAGAAAAAAAAAAUCAUGCAAAUGUGUGGAAGUCUAAAAUAGCCAGCCUCACACACAAGGACUUCUCACUAUGGCUGCUUUUUUAAGACAUGUUUUGUGUUUAAAUGAAAUGGAAAAAAUAUGAAUUAAAUAAACAACAAAUAAUAAAGUCAAACAAAGUGACAUUUCCUGGGAACGCUGGACCAUUUCCUAUCCCCUACACUCACCAAGGCUCUCGGAGUCCCUGAUUUUCAGCGUCGCCCUGGACAGCCCUUCACCACUCAGAGCCUGGCUUCUCCCUGACACCCAAAUUGAUGAAAUUUGGUUUUAAUCUCAACUGCUUAUGUUUAUUUUUCUCCUUUUUUUUCCUUUUUAAGUUUGAUGCUGUAUUAGAUUUAGGUUGAUGUACAUUAUAUAAAGAAUAUAUGAACAUGCAUA
Molecule: messenger RNA, 2886 nt
Organism: Myxocyprinus asiaticus (Chinese sucker)
Lineage: Eukaryota; Metazoa; Chordata; Actinopteri; Cypriniformes; Catostomidae
Product: FAS-associated factor 1-like
Exons: 19
Coding region: 235-2247 (670 amino acids)
Cellular component (GO): nucleus; endoplasmic reticulum
Molecular function (GO): ubiquitin binding; NF-kappaB binding
Source: RefSeq, a predicted model, not a curated record